AGAUGGUUUUACGGUAACCAAGCGCGAUGCUUACACUAUGUAUCUGGGCGCUGAUCAUCUGUGAUGCCUCCUCUACUACUUACAACAUCGGCACAACGGCCACGAAGGGCUCGUUUGCGUACGAGAACAUCCGCUACGGUGUUGAAAAAUGGAAUAGUGCCAAUGCGGCUCACACGGGUGUCUCACUCAAUAUUGUUGCCACUGAACUCCAUAAUUCUGGAUUUGAGGAGAAAAUGUGCGAUGUGAUGCAACAUAGUGUCGUCGCUAUACUUAUUCCUGUAUAUGAGGACCGACUAGAUGAAUUACUGAUGAAAUCAAUGUGCCACCACUUUCGAAUACCGUGCCUUUCACUAAAAAUGGGCAAUCGUGCAGAAUUUGCCCCUGAUUUUAUUACGAGUGUUGGACCUGCACGUGGUCUGGGAGCCAGUGCAACUAGCGAGUUCCUAGAAAAUCUUCGAUGGACAUCGUUCCUUCUCGUCUACCAGUAUGAAUACGAUCUGGAGGAGCUAGCCCCUCUUAUAUAUGAUCGUCGUUCAACUCACUACGCGGGACAUCGCGCAUCUGUGCAACUCAGAAGAUUGCCGAACAACACCGACAGUUACGAGCCAUUUCUCAAAUAUGUACGGAAUCGAUUGAAACAGACUAAUAUCGUGAUACAUUCAAACAACAUCACAAUACUCUAUGCUUUGCUCCAACAAGCAAGAGGGAUCAAUAUGACUGAACCACCGUUCUCCUAUAUUUUCACUAACACAGACCUGUCACUGCUGGAAGACUUUCUCAACAACGUUUACGGCUCAUUUCAUUGCAACAUAACCGGUUUACAAUUGGUGAAAAAUGACCCAAUGAUGAAGACAAUACUUGCUCUCACUUCAGAAGCAGUUUGGGCAAUAGGAACGGCACUACAGAAGAUGACAGAGUUGAAAAGGCCACCUCGACCGGCUGCUUUACUUUGCGAUGCAAAAGACACGUGGAAUGAUGGAUCAAGAAUGAAUGAUGCCAUCCGCAGGCUCCGGGGCAGCCAGCAACUCACUGGCGAUGUUCAUUUCGAUUCGAGGGGCGAACGCGAAGAUCUGGUGUAUUAUGGCAUUGGUAGGAUCAAUUCACAGUUUGUCAAGGUAUACUUCUUAUCUGCUGCGCACUAG
Cylicocyclus nassatus is the source of this 1142-nucleotide messenger RNA. NCBI's taxonomy places the organism in Eukaryota, Metazoa, Nematoda, Chromadorea, Rhabditida, Strongylidae. The record is from the annotation of a GenBank genome assembly.